AUGCGAACACUUCCGGCAAAUCCAUCCGGCACAGAAGUCGGUGGAGGAAUUGUCUGUGAUGACGAGGGAUCACUAUUCACAAUCCAGCCUGGAGGUGGUGGUGGCGGUGGUGGAUGUAGUGGUGGAGGUGGUCGUGGAGGAGCGGGACGAGGUGGAGAAGACGAGCUUGAAAGUUCGGGAUUGGAUGACGAGCGA
Strongylus vulgaris is the source of this 195-nucleotide messenger RNA. Lineage: Eukaryota; Metazoa; Nematoda; Chromadorea; Rhabditida; Strongylidae. The record is from the annotation of a GenBank genome assembly.